CCAGAUGUUCCGAGUGCUAUAAAUGCUAUAUUCAAGAGGACGGUUUUCCAUGACAUUAUUCGGCUAUUCCCAGAUGUUCCGAGUGCUAUAAAUGCUAUAUUCAAGAGGACUGUUUUCCAUGACAUUAUUCGGCUAUUCCAGAUGUUCCGAGUGUUAUAAAUGCUAUAUUCAAGAGGACUGUUUUCCAUGACAUUAUUCGGCUAUUCCCAGAUGUUCCGAGUGCUAUAAAUGCUAUAUUCAAGAGGACUGUUUUCCAUGACAUUAUUCGGCUAUUCCCAGAUGUUCCAAGUGUUAUAAAUGCUAUAUUCAAGAGGACUGUUUUCCAUGACAUUAUUCGGCUAUUCCAGAUGUUCCGAGUUUUAUAACUGCUGUAUUCAAGAGGACUGUGCCCAUGACAAUAUUCGGCUAUAUUUGGGCGAGUAUUUUAGGGUCAGGUCUAAAAGCGUAGUUCUCAACACAAGACAUGAAACAUGUGUUCAAAUGUUGUUUAGCAAAAUGAAGUUGAAAUCACUUUUACCAUACAUCAUCUUCUUCUCUGUUGCCAUCCAUAUCAUAAUUUUAUCUUUCUUCAGUUUGUACAAGAGCUGGACCAUAGGACAAAAAAACCCAUCAAAGCUUGAAUCCAUUUACUCGAAAACGUGGGACUUUCAUUUUAUACCACAUGCUGCCAACACAAGCCGGUCAAAACAUCGAUCGGUAACAACAAAUUACCCCACGCAUUUCAUCGGUCGAUACUCCCUUAACAAUCCACGUAUAUGCUUGCACAAUAACGUCGACCUUGUGUUUAUCGUUAGCAGUGCGUGCGACAAUUUCCAUCGCCGUGAAAUCAUAAGAUCAACAUUCGCUAAUCAAACAUUCUUCAAGAACUACACAAUAAAACUGGCAUUCUUUGUGGGAUCGACGACUUCCGGUGCCACGCAGCAAAUGUUAAUCACUGAACACCGGAACUAUGGUGACGUCAUACAAGGUCACUUCCUGGACACUUAUCACAAUCUUACUCUCAAAGUGAGCACGGAACUGCAAUGGCUUGUGACCUACUGUAAAAAUGCAAAUGUCGUGGCCAAGAUUGACGACGAUACCUUCGUCAACACAUAUGCAUUUUUGGAGAAAUAUUAUCAAAUUGCUUCAAGUAGAAACACGAUUUAUUGCGAUAUGAACCGUCACCUGACACCCAUCCGUCGACAGGGAAGAUGGCGUGUUACCAGCCAUGUUCUAAGUCGAUACAGAUUCUAUCCUUGGAAAUAUUGCCUUGGUUACGGGGUAUUUAUAAGUGGCAAGCUGAUAUCAAGGAUGUUUAAGGCAACGCUGGUGUCUCCAUUCCUCUGGGUGGACGAUGUGUAUUUUACAGGACCUCUCACUUCACAACUGACAUUCAAAUUUGUCAAAGUUGAGAGCAGCUAUUUUAAGAAGGAUUUACAGUGUUUUCUUGCACGGAACUGCUCUUUAUUAUUUGCAGUGGGCAAUGUUUCAGAGUUUCCCGAUUUAUGGAAACGUACCACUUCACACUAUGAGAUUUAUGUAUGAUAUACUUUGCACAGUUGCGUAAUCUAGAUUUGUGUAUGGAGUUUUCUUUUUAUCAUGUAUUGUCACAUGUUGUCAUGUAUUGUCACAUGCAUUGUCAUAUAUUGUCACAUGUGGUCAUGUAUUG
Molecule: messenger RNA, 1648 nt
Organism: Haliotis rubra (blacklip abalone)
Lineage: Eukaryota; Metazoa; Mollusca; Gastropoda; Lepetellida; Haliotidae
Product: lactosylceramide 1,3-N-acetyl-beta-D-glucosaminyltransferase-like
Exons: 1
Coding region: 298-1524 (408 amino acids)
Cellular component (GO): membrane
Molecular function (GO): hexosyltransferase activity
Source: RefSeq, a predicted model, not a curated record